AUGAAGCGCCUUUUUCUCACCCUCUCGAUUUUGGUGGCCUCAAUUUCACUCAUCAUCUACAACUCAACCGCCAUCAAGUCGUUGCUCGACAAAUACUCACCAAUCGAAACCUGCAUUUCACUUUCAAAGAUUCCCCCCACCGAGCAGGAAAUACCCACAGAAGACCUUUCAAAACACAUGAACAGCAUCAAGUCCGCCAUGUCCAAGACUCUGCACCAUGCCAAGAUUACACCACACAAAUCCAGCACUAGGGGUCAUAGCGACCACGGCUGGCUGAAUACUUAUCACAGCUUCAGCUUCGCAGAUUGGUACGACCCGCGUUUCUCCCACUUCGGCUCGCUCAGGGUCCUGAACGAAGACCGUGUCAAGGCCCAGAGCGGGUUCCCAACCCACCCUCACCGGGACUUUGAGAUCUUCAGCUAUAUCCUGUCCGGGGAGCUCACGCACCGCGACUCGAUGCUCCAGAAGGGCGCCGAGGGUGGGCAAUCGGACAAGUUUUAUCGUAUGCACCGUGGCGAUGUGCAAUUCACUACAGGAGGCACAGGCAUCGCGCACUCUGAGCAGAACGAGCACAGGUCAGAGACGGUGCACUUCCUGCAGAUCUGGGCCAUCCCUUGGAAGCGUGGCCUCAUCCCGCGCUACCAUACGAAGCACUUCCCCGAGGAGGAGAAGAGGAAGGGUUUCGUCAAUAUCCUGAGUCCGUUGAAGGCGGGCGAGGAUGCGAGCAAAGCUGAGGAGCAGGAGGCCAAGCCUGCCAUCGAGGGGACCAUCCCGAUCCAUGCAGACUUUGUGAUGAGCGCUGGUAUCAUUGCCCCUGAGCAGAGGUUCGAGUGGAAGGUUGGUGCAAACGUCACACAGGCGACCAAGCGCAAGGUCUAUAUCCAUCUACCGAUGACAAAGGGUGGUAAAGCCAAGAUCAGACUGGAUGGCCGGGAUGAUGCAGUUUUGGAGGAGGGCGAUGGCGCUUUUGUUGAUUCCGUGAAUGCGGGUGAUAAGCUCGUAGUUGAGAGCCUGGGGAGUGCUGAAGCGGAGGUCGUGCUGCUGGACACUGCUUAA
Messenger RNA from Diaporthe citri, 1056 nucleotides. RefSeq lists its product as uncharacterized. Lineage: Eukaryota; Fungi; Ascomycota; Sordariomycetes; Diaporthales; Diaporthaceae. The transcript has 2 exons. Bases 1 to 1056 code for a protein of 351 amino acids. The record is from RefSeq and is a predicted model, not a curated record.